Messenger RNA from Laetiporus sulphureus 93-53, 1961 nucleotides. RefSeq names its product DUF580-domain-containing protein. Gene Ontology annotation, cellular component: plasma membrane. Lineage: Eukaryota; Fungi; Basidiomycota; Agaricomycetes; Polyporales; Laetiporaceae. The transcript is spliced from 18 exons. Bases 267 to 1805 code for a protein of 512 amino acids. Gene Ontology annotation, biological process: transmembrane transport. The record is from RefSeq and is a predicted model, not a curated record. Gene Ontology annotation, molecular function: transmembrane transporter activity.
GUCCGAUGCCCAGCCCUAAAGCUUAAGUACUUGGGCACCGCCCAGCGCGGCCACGAUGAUACCGCGUGCUCGCAUCUCCCAACUUGACAGGAUACCCUCACGUUCAACACGAACACAACAUAUCCUCUGGCUGCUCGAAGGCGCUCUGAGUGGUCAUAUUUGAAACGAAGCUAGAGUCAACCUCCUGCGGUCUACAUUGAACCGGAUACCUUCACAACUCGAGCAGACUUGACCGAUUCUCUCAAAUCUACUGAGCUUACGAUACCAUGUCGAACUGGGGCAAAAACAGCGGCGCAUAUAACCAGCCCACAUACCAGCCAGGGCCCACACCCAACUAUGCGAGUCAGUAUGUGCCUCCGCCAGGCCCGCCAGACGCGAGGGAUGAGAAGUCUCCCUACGAGGGUGAACGCUUCCAUUCGCGGAAAAUAGGGAAUGAUCUUGGGUUUUUGAUAUUCUUUAUCCUGCAGUUUGCUGGCUUUAUUGUCAUAUCUGCCAUUGCGCUCAAUGAAUGGAUCAAGUCUGGAGGGCUCGGCGGCGGGAUAGGCAGCGGGGAUACCGGAAACAGCGUUACUCUUAAUUACCAUACAGUGAUCCUCCUUCUCCUCGUAACCGCAACUGCCCUGGUUUUGUGCACCAUAUAUCUGAUCCUCACGCGCACAUUUACGCGGCUCAUCAUGCAUUUCACGCUGCUGCUGUCUAUCGCGCUCAACGUCGGUAUAUGCGUCUAUUACUGGACAACACACUACUGGUCGGGAGCGAUCAUCUUCACCAUUAUCGCGUUGCUGUCAAUAUUCGCCUAUUUUGGGUAUCGAUCGCGCAUCCCGCUGGCAUCGCUCCUCCUGCAGGUCGUCAUGGACAUCGCGAAGCAUCACUGGACAGUAUAUGGCGUGGCGUUUGCCGCAUUGGUUAUCCAAGCUGCGUGGAGUGUAUGGUACACGUUUACUGUAAUUGCGAUCUAUGCAAAGUGGACUCCUGGAAACCCCACAUGCGGCAACGGCUCCUCCUGCUCUUCAUCCAAAGUGGCGGGCCUCGUCUUUUAUGCGACAUUCUCCUACCUAUGGACUUCCCAGGUCAUCGGGAAUGUGGCCCUUGCAACUCUUGCCGGCGGGCCGUUCGGCUGUUGGUAUUACUUUGGGCCUCGCGAUCAGGGCUUGAUGCCACCACAUCCGACGCUAUCUUCCUUCCGCCGCGCUUCCACGUUGUCCCUCGGCUCGAUUGCGUUCGGCUCGCUCAUAGUCACACUGCUGGACCUGUUGAGGCUUUUGCUAAACAUGAUCAGGAACAAUGCUAACCAGGAAGGGCAUCCUGUGGAAGUGUGUCUUGCCCUCUGUGCCGAAUGCUUCGUGGGAUGUAUCGAGGGGAUGGUGCAGUACUUUAAUAGAUACGCAUACAUUGAGAUUGCAUUGUACGGAAAGCCGUAUCUCCAAGCCGCUCGGGACACCUGGCAUUUGUUCCAAGAUCGGGGAAUCACUGCGCUCGUCAAUGAUUCCCUUGUUGGGAUGACUCUCACGUGGGGCGCUUACGCGAUCGGGCUGUUAUGCUCGCUCUUCGCGUACCUAUACCUCCGAUACACGCAUCCCUCGUAUAAUACGGACGGACAGUAUACUGCGCCCGUGCUGCUCUUCGCAUUUUUGAUUGGCGUCCAGUGCAUGAUGACGCUCUCGUCGGUCAUCGAAGCAGGCGUAUCUACGAUCUUCGUUGGACUCGCGGAGGAUCCCCAGAUCCUUGCUAUGCGUGCGCCGGCACUGUUUGGGCUGAUUGCGUCGACAUAUCCACAAGUCGUUCAGGGUGUUCCCAGGGUAUGAUGUAUCGCCAGAGAUAUGUUCGUAGUGGUGGAUUAUUUCGUAUGUUAGCAAGUUUGCGUGCCUUGUAUGUGCUUGGAUCUUCGAGCAACCUCAUAUGAACACUACAAUUGUAUCAAUCGUCUCAGCGAGAUGUAACUGCGAUACGACAAGAUGGAG